Molecule: messenger RNA, 741 nt
Organism: Closterium sp. Yama58-4
Lineage: Eukaryota; Viridiplantae; Streptophyta; Zygnematophyceae; Desmidiales; Closteriaceae
Source: the annotation of a GenBank genome assembly
AUGACCCGGCUGCUACUACCCGUUCUAGUCCUCCUCGCCGCAUUCUCAGGUGGCCACGCAAUCGCGUCAUCGGGGUCCGCGUCGCUCCCAGACGGCGCAACGUGUUACCUCGACAGCGCGCGGCGGCCCGUCUACCCCUUCUGCCGCGGCAACAAGCGCAAUUGCGUGGUGACUCAGGUGCCCUCAGCACCACAAGCCAAGUACGUCGGCCGCUGCAACUCCACCUACACCAGGGGUUCUUUCUGUCGCUAUGGCGGCACGCCAUAUGCAGUCGGCACCAAGGGCAUAGAGGGAAACGCGCUCUGCAAGACGUGUGACUGCACCUACCGGAGGAAAAUGCCUGGUCCCAACCGGGCAGUCUGCUCCUGCUCAACGCUGCCUGCCUGCUACGUCGACUACAACGGGCAGCCCGUGGGAAAGUUUCGCUGCCCGGAAGAGCAAAACAUGUGCGUCAUCACCAAGAUAGGAGGAGGCGACAAGGACAAAAAGGGUCUGCCAGUGGACAAGGGCGUGUGCGUCUUUUCUGGAAUCCAGGGUAUAUGCGGCGCAGCAGGGCCCAGCUGGGGACCGAAAUUCUACAUGGCGGGGAUAGAGGGCAUGCCUAAGCCGGGGGACCGCUGUUCGCAGUGCACGUGUGGGGCCACUGGGGGUUUGCUAAACUGUAAACGCCUGGCCAAUUGCAAGACGCCCCAGAGCUUUUCAAAUGCCGCUGAGCUUGCUAUCGUGCUGCAGAACGUUUAA